Molecule: messenger RNA, 1797 nt
Organism: Momordica charantia (bitter melon)
Lineage: Eukaryota; Viridiplantae; Streptophyta; Magnoliopsida; Cucurbitales; Cucurbitaceae
Product: Nucleotide-sugar transporter family protein
Source: RefSeq, a predicted model, not a curated record
CCUAUCCUCCAUCUCCAGAUCCGAUCUCACUCUUCCUUUCUCUCUCUAAAACCUGCAAUUCUCUAGAGAGAGAAAGCGGAGCUUCCCAAUUUCUCUCUCUCUCUCUCUCUCUCUCUCUCCUCCUUCUCGCCGGCGAUGGUGGAGGCUCAGACAUGGACGACGCGGCGAAUGAGCAACCCUCGGCUCGACGCCUCCACCGCCGCCGCGGACCAGGCCGUCGACAUUCCAAUGACGCCGCCGAGCGACGUCCGCAACAACUCCGGCGGUUUUCCGAUCGGAUCCUAUCUCUCGCCGAACCUCUUGACCGUGGUAAUCAUUCUCUCCUGGUACUUCUCCAACAUUGGCGUUCUUUUACUCAACAAAUAUCUCCUCAGCUUCUAUGGCUACCGCUACCCGAUCUUCCUCACCAUGCUCCACAUGCUCGCUUGCGCCGCUUAUAGCUAUAUCGCCAUUAAUUUCCUCGAGAUUGUUCCGUUGCAGCACAUUCUUUCUCGUAAACAGUUCUUCAAAAUCUUUGCCCUCAGCGCCAUUUUCUGCUUCUCCGUCGUCUGCGGCAAUACUUCUCUUCGCUACCUUCCGGUUUCGUUUAAUCAAGCAAUCGGCGCUACGACGCCGUUUUUCACUGCGAUUUUUGCUUUCUUGAUUACUUGUAAGAAGGAGUCUGCUGAGGUUUAUCUUGCGCUUUUGCCUGUGGUGUUUGGGAUUGUUUUGGCCAGUAAUAGCGAGCCGUUGUUUCAUUUCUUUGGAUUCUUGGUGUGCGUUGGGUCUACGGCUGGGCGAGCGUUGAAAUCUGUGGUUCAGGGGAUAUUGUUGACCUCUGAGGCUGAGAAACUUCACUCGAUGAAUUUGUUGUUGUACAUGGCCCCAAUGGCUGCUUUGAUUUUGCUUCCUUUUAGUCUUUACAUUGAAGGGAAUGUAGCUGCCAUUACUGUCGAGAAAGCUCGAGGGAAUUCGUUUAUUGUGUUCUUGUUGCUUGGCAAUGCUACGGUGGCUUAUUUGGUGAAUUUGACCAAUUUCUUGGUGACGAAACACACCAGUGCGCUCACAUUGCAGGUUCUUGGGAAUGCAAAGGCUGCAGUGGCGGCUGUUGUCUCUGUUUUGAUCUUCAGGAACCCUGUUACGGUGAUGGGCAUGGCUGGAUUUGCUGUGACUAUAAUGGGUGUGGUGCUUUACAGCGAGGCGAAGAAGAGGUCCAAAGUUACAACCCACUGAAGAUAAGAUAAGAUCCGAUCUGGAUUAACUUUAUAUCGAUUGAUCUAUCGCAAUAAGGGUACGUCCAUUUUCUUUGAUUUAUUGAUUUUGUUAAAUCUUGAAAGUAGAGAAUGGAAUGUAUAGGAUUAGGGGAGGAAAGGGAAAUUUAUCAUGCUUUUCUUUUCUUCUUUGAAUUCUCCUCGAUUGGGGUGGCCUUUGGGAGUGAAAUUCCCUCGUUUUGGCCUUGCUGCAACUUGUAUACUUCUGCCUGCAUGCUGGGAAACACGAAGACAAUUCAAAUAUAAUGUUCAAUUUGAUUCUAUGGGGGAGGGAAAUAAUUCCUUCUCCCUGAUUUCAUUUUGUUGAAAAAUUCUCUCCUUUUAUAGAAUACUUUCAAGUUUUUGUUGAUGGAAUGGAAGACAAAAUAGGAGAGUAGUUUCAAGAAAGUUGAUUCAUUGACAACAUAUUUGAAAUUGUGUAGUUGCAAGAAGGUUUAGACAAAGAAUGCCAAGAUACAGCAAAAAUCUAUAUAUACUGUUCUUUGUCAAUAUGUUAUCAGAUUCUUUUGCCUCAUAUAUGAAUCAAUAGCUUUGUUGCCGUUCCAAA